AUGCCCAAAGCUUCAAGUUAUUGUCCUUCAUGUGGCAAAAAAUUCAAAGAUCACUCAUCUGUCACUCACCAUAUGAGUCAGCCCUUAUCUGGGUGUAACAUGUGGCUCGAUGACCUGAUCCAACUUGAGCAAUCCAGCUGCUCCCCAGAAGAUCAUGCCAUGGAAGUGGACAACAUCACUGAACCUUACAUAUCUGACUCCUAUGAACCAGUGGGAUUCAUGGAUUCAGGUGACACUUUUGGUGAAGGAGAGAGUAUGGAGAGAACACCUCAGGACAAAAUACAGGAUGCGAGCAGUGAAGUUACAGACCAUUUUCCCAAUCCCCCGCUUGCCUUCAAGGACGGAUACACAUUUUUGAGUCUCUUUGACUCCGAUGAGAACAGCAUAUAUCACAAGAUGAACCUCUAUUAUCCUUUCAGCUCUCAGAAAGAAUGGCAAAUUUCAUCAUGGCUUCUGCGCUCAGGAUUAAGCAUGGGGAAGAUAGAUGCAUUUCUAGGCCUCGAAAUGAUCAAGGACUUAUCUUUAUCGUUCUGCUCAGCAAGAGAUGGUCCACGCUGGAAGUCACAAGUGAUCACUACAAUGCAUCCUAUGAAGUUGCCUGUUGUUCUGUACUGGCGUGAUCCUCUUGAGUGCAUCUUGAAUAUCUUCAACCAUCCACUGUUUCAUGAUUGUAUGGACUACAGCACUCACAGAGUAUAUACUUGUGUGCAAAAAGCCUGCCACAUAUAUACUGAAUGGAUGACAGGAGAUUGUGCUUUGGAAAUUCAGUCUGCUUUACCUGUGGGUGCAACCUUCCUCAGCACAAUUUUAUCCUCAGACAAGACUACUAUUUCAUCAUUGACAGGUGAUCACAUCGCUCAUCCACUCCUCAUCAGCCUUGCCAAUCUACACAUGAACACAUGCUUGAAAUCAUCGACCCACUCUUUUGUCCUCACUGUGCUUCUACCUGUCCCAAAGUUCAUUCACAAGAAAAAAUGCAUGAAGGGUGUGUUGCAGGAUCAUCUUAUCCACCAAUGCCUCAACAUCAUUUUACAUCCACUGAAACAGGCUGCUGAACAUGGUAUCAUGUUAUCAAUGACUCUUGCCCAGCUCGCUGUUAUUCACUCACAUGCUAACCCAAAUGAUCUCGAGGCUUAUUUCCGUGAAGCCCAGAAAUUUCGCCUGAAUGGUGUCAACAAGCCAUUCUGGAGCGACUGGAUAUUUGCAGAUCCUUCCCAUUUUCUUACCCCCAAAAUCCUCCACCACAUCUAUAAAGAGUUCUAUGACCAUGAUGCCCAAUGGCUCAUUGUAUCCAUUGGAGAAUCUGAAAUUGAUUUUCAAUUCUCUGUUCUACAGCCCAUCACCAGGUUUCAGCACUUUCAUGAAGGGAUAUUGAAGUUGAAAAAAGUCACUGGUCAUUGUCACUGUGACAUCCAUGUGGAUGCAGCGCCCCCCGGUGUCCUUGCUGCAGUACAUGCACUCAUGCAAUUCCGUUACCUUGUGCAGUCGCCACACAUUAACAAGAAUGAUCUCAAGCUUAUCUCUGGUGCACUGGAUGAAUUCCAUGUGAAGAAGGACACAAUUAUUGCUGCUGGGGCUCGUCAGGGGCAGUGCAAUAAAGUCAUCAAUAAUUGGCAUAUACCUAAGCUUGAAUUGAUGCAGAACAUUGUCCCCAGCAUUCACAACAGUGGCAUCACGAGCCAAUGGACUGCAGACAUCACCGAACAUGCACACAUCACAGAGAUUAAGGACCCUGCAAGAUCUAGCAACAAUGUCAACUAUGAUCUGCAGAUCUAUCAUGAUCAAAGCUUGCACUCACAAGUGCAGGAUGUCGACAUAGACCCUCAAGACAAUGUUGACACUGAUGCUGACAAGACUAUUGAGUGUCCGUCUACGGUCCAUUCAUCUGGAUACUCAUGUCCCAUCACCGACUAUUUUUCUAUCGCUAGGAAGCUCCAGCAUAUGGAUUCGGUACCCUUACCUCUAUGCUCAUUCAUCAUUGAACAUGCUGCCUUCCAUCUUUCCUAUGAUCCCACCAUUAGGAAGGUCACUGUUGAUGAGAUUGCUGACAAGUUUGGCCUUCCUGAUCUGUGGUCAGCUAUUGCUGAUUACCUUCAAUGUGAGGCCACCUUUGGACAUCAAUACAUUCAUCCAAUAGGUGGUCCUAGAAGAGCUGAACAUUCUGCUAUACUUCCUUUUGACAACCUCCAAGUAUGGAUCAAAAUCCAGCUUCAAGACACAGAAUUUCAUGAUCCUUGUAGUAUUCGACCUGCUCAGACACUGAACUGUGCACCACCUGGUAGCCCCUGGAUUUUGGGUCAUUAUGAUACAAUCAUUGUCCAGACUGAAGCAGGGUACUCCUGGCUGACUAGUGGUCUUUCAGGUCACGCCGUAGCACAGCUUCGACUUAUCAUGCAUCCCAUGGCAAAACGUGACACCCCUUCAACAUGGAAAGAUCAGUUCUUGACUUAUGUCCAAUGCUUUAACAUCUCUGGUGAUUGCGAUCUGAUCACACAGCUGCAUUUGCUCAAGAGAGCAAAAUGCUCUAAUGGGACUUGCAUAGGGGAUGUUGUACCUGUCUCUCAAUUAAGGGCACCUGUCAAUCUUGUUCCACAUUUUGGCACUGUUGCGGACAUGCGUCUCACUGCAUACAACAGUUUGGAACAUGCAUUGGAGUUCUGGUUGAAUCACUUUUGGGAUAAAAAUACCUUUUUCCCUCUAUCAGCAUAG
Messenger RNA from Suillus subaureus, 2709 nucleotides. RefSeq lists its product as uncharacterized. The record is from RefSeq and is a predicted model, not a curated record. The coding region runs from base 1 to 2709 and encodes 902 amino acids. Lineage: Eukaryota; Fungi; Basidiomycota; Agaricomycetes; Boletales; Suillaceae. The transcript is spliced from 8 exons.